Gloeophyllum trabeum ATCC 11539 is the source of this 3496-nucleotide messenger RNA. Its product is annotated as phosphoglycerate mutase-like protein. The transcript has 16 exons. Gene Ontology annotation, biological process: monoatomic anion transport; monoatomic ion homeostasis; borate transport. The record is from RefSeq and is a predicted model, not a curated record. Gene Ontology annotation, molecular function: borate efflux transmembrane transporter activity; solute:inorganic anion antiporter activity. Gene Ontology annotation, cellular component: plasma membrane; fungal-type vacuole. Lineage: Eukaryota; Fungi; Basidiomycota; Agaricomycetes; Gloeophyllales; Gloeophyllaceae. Bases 1 to 3354 code for a protein of 1117 amino acids.
AUGUCUAACGACAUCUUGACGAGGAAUAGACAAGCACCAGCGUCGCCAUCUGAUAGAGAGGGGUCUCACAAAUUACUGCGCUCGUACAGCCUUGACCGCAGUGCUGCCCAGCCUGUAAACGAGAAGUCUAACCAAGGAAAUGUUGUGUCUUCUGCUGCACCAUCGACGUUCACAUCUACUCCCGGACGGUCGCCGUUUCUGUUUGGAAUUGGCUCCGGUAUACUACAGGACGUCAGAGCACGCCUGCCCUGGUACUGGAGUGACUGGAAGGAUGCCUACAAUUAUCGUGUUAUACCGUCUAUAGUCCUGAUAUUCUUCGCGAACGUCCUCCCCGGCAUCGCCUUCUCUCUAGACCUCAUAGAGCGCACGAACCAAUACGGCGUGGCCGAGGUCCUGCUGUCCUCGUUCAUGGCAGCGUUCAUCUUCUCCAUCUUCGGAGCCCAACCGCUCUGCAUAGCAGGCGUAACUGGACCGAUUACGGUGCUCAACCAGACCAUCUACGAUAUCACCCAGCGCGGGUCCAAUCCCCCCAACUACCUCCACUUCGUGGGCUGGGUCUACCUAUGGGGAGCCAUCCUGCACUGGAUCACAGCAGCGCUUAAUUUCUGCAACUUCCUGAAAUACGUUACCCUCUUCUCGUGCGACACAUUCGGUUUCUACGUUGCCUGGGUGUACCUGCAAUACGGUAUUCAAGUGAUCACCCGCCAAUUCUCCUCUUCCUCGCCUGAGUCGUACCUUACCUCGAUCAUCCUCGCGCUGCUCAUGCUCACAGCCUCGUUCCUGUUCCAAGCGCUCUCGCGGACGAGUCUCUUCCACCGGCACGUCCGGCGGUUCUUCGCCGACUACGGGAUGCCGAUCAGCCUUGUCGCGGCGAGCGGGAUGGCGUACUGGGGGCGGUUCAACCGCGCGAACCCCGAGACGCUUCUCACCGGCGGCGCGUUCACCCCCGCGGGUGGGAGAGAGUGGCUGGUGCGCUUCUGGGAUUUGGAGGGCAAGUGGGUGGGCAUCGCGUUGCCGUUCGGCGUGGUCCUGUGGGUGUUGUUCUUUUUCGAUCAUAAUGUCUCGUCCCUCAUUGCCCAAGGCUCUCAGUUCCCGCUCAGGAAGCCACCUGGCUUCCACUAUGACUUCUUCUUGCUCGGCAUCACCACCUUCAUCGCAGGUCUCCUCGGCAUUCCCGCGCCGAACGGUCUGAUCCCGCAGGCCCCAAUCCACACCACCUCGCUCCUCGUCAUGGGCCGCCCGUUCAAAUCAAAAGACGACCCUGAAGAGCGAGAGCGAGAGCCGGACCCGGACCCGGACCGCACGCGCACGCCCAGUCGCGACGGGGACAACGACGCGGAAGUGGAGGGCGAGCCCGAGCCGGAUCCGUCGCCCCUGGUGCACGAGGUGCCCGUGGGCGUCGUCGAGCAGCGCGUGUCGAAUCUCGCGCAGGGGAGCUUGUGCUUGGUGCUGUUGAGCGGGCCGUUCUUGCAUGUCCUGGGCUUGAUCCCGAGGGGGGUGCUCGCGGGAUUGUUCUGGUACAUGGGCCUUGACGCCCUCAUCGGGAACGGGAUCACGCAAAAGAUACUUUUUCUGUUUCGGGAUAGGAAGUUGAUAUCGAAGAGCGAGCCGCUGAAUCGCGUGAGGAAGAGUCGGAUCGUGAUGUUCCUGGCCGUGCAGCUGUUUGGGUUCGGGGCUACGUUUGCGAUUACUCAGACUAUUGCUGCUAUUGGAUUCCCCGUGUUGAUUUUCUUGCUUGUGCCUCUGCGGACUUUGGUGGUCCCGAGCUUACCUUUCACACAAGAGGAGUUAUCUAUAUUAGAUGGGCCGACCGCGUCAGCCUUUACCAUGGAAAGUGGGCCGCGUUAUCUGCUGACCGAGUUAUCUGAUCUGUCUGCCUCUGGCUUCUGGCAAAUCCAUGUCUGCCGGUCCAGCCAUGGCCCGUAUAAAGAGCCUCUCGUCGCACACCUCCUCGCGCUCCCGCUCUCCGACAUGGCCGCGUCCGACAGCCACGUCCUCGGUGUUGUCCUCCUCGUCAGGCAUGGCGACCGCCAGGGUUUCUACCAGGACCCGGACACUUACACCGCGUCCCAGACGGCUAUAACGCCUCUUGGUAACCAACAAGAGUACCAGCUCGGCCAGCUCCUGCGCUCGCUCUACAUCAACCAGUCCUCGCCCUCGUGCAUCCAGGGCAUCUCCACGGGCCUCUUCAAUUCGAACCAGGUCACUGUGUCUGCCGAUGCGGGCGGCGAGGGCGGCGUCAUCGUUGACUCGGCCAACAGCCUCGUCCAGGGCUUGUUCCCCGCGACGAGCAGCUACAACACCACACUCGCGAACGGCACCACGAUUGUCGCGCCGCUGGGAGGGUACCAGUACGUCCCUGUCCAGACAGUCGAGCCGAAUGAGGAUGUAUCCCUGGAAGGGUGGACAGACUGUAACACCUUCAAUGACGCCACCGAAGCCUUUUACAAUUCCUCCAUCUUCCAGCAAAAGCAAAAGGAUGCCGCGAGCUUCCUCAGCCAGCUCCCGCAGUACCUGGACGGGCGCUCCGUCUCGCUCACGAACAUGUGGAACAUCUUCGACUUUAUGAACGUCAACUCGAUCCACAACGCCUCCUUCGCGAGCCGGCUCCCGCCGACGUUCCUCGCCCAGGCGCGCGACCUCGCGAACUUCCACGAGUACGGCGUGUUCUCGUCGCCGCAGAUCGACGGGAUCGGGAACAUCGCGGCGCGGACGAUGCUCCCGGGGAUCAUCGAGGGCAUGCAGAACAUCGCGAACGCGAGCAACCCGACGAAGCUCGUGUACACCGCGAUCGCGUACAAGCCGUUCCUUUCCCUUUUCAACAUGACGAGGGUCGCGGAGACGUACCCGCAGCUCGCGGGCAUUGUGGACUACUCGGCAGCGGUCGCGCUCGAGGUGCGCCAGCCGGCGACGGGCGGGAAGCCCGUGGUGCGGUUCAACUUCAAGAAUGGCACCGACGCGGAGUUCGAGACGUACAACCUCCUCGGGGCGAGCGGGGACGUGGACAUGCAGACGUUCAUCGACACCCUCGCGCCCGCCGCGGUGAACACCACCGAGCAAUGGUGCACCGUCUGCUCGAACCAGGUCGACCGGGGGUGCGCAGCGUACUUCUCUGCGUCCUCCUCGUCGGCCACCUCGCACGAGAGGAUCAGCCCCGUCGGCGCGGGGUUCCUCGGCGCGGGCCUGAGCGGGGCGGUCGCGAUGAUUGCGGUGGGGCUGUUGAUGUGGGCGGGGGUGCUGGCGUUUGGGAGCCGGGUGAGGGGCAGGGGGAAGGGGAAGGCGGAGAGGCCCGUGGUGAUGGACCAUGCGCGGAGCGAGAGUGAGCGGAGUGUGGGGUCGGCGGAGAAGGUGUGAGUUGUAAGGUGGGUUGUUGUAGGAGUUGUGCUGUAUGCCACUGCCAGUGUAAGGAUAGUCUGCCAAGGCCUUUACGGUUUGUUAGGAUUUGACGGGUUUGCCAGGUGUAAUGUUUUGCAUGCGUUGGCGGGUUUGUUGUUGC